AUGAACGCUUGAAGAUGCUACUUGCUAGGAGAAAAAGCUUCGGGAAAAAUCUCUCUCUCUCUCCCUCUCUCUCUCUCUCCCUCUCUCUCUGUCUUCUUCGCGGUCUCGUUCUUCUUGAUCGGUAGAUCGCUCGACGAAUUUGCAAUAGCCUCUGUGAAGACGCCAUAAUUGGGUUUGUUGAAGAUGUCUAUGAUCGAUGAGCCAUUGUAUCCAAUAGCUGUGCUUAUAGACGAGUUAAAAAACGAUGAUAUUCAGCUUAGAUUGAAUUCCAUUAGAAGGCUUUCUACGAUUGCUCGUGCUCUUGGUGAAGAGAGGACUAGAAAGGAGUUGAUUCCUUUUCUUAGUGAAAACAAUGACGAUGAUGAUGAGGUGUUAUUAGCAAUGGCUGAAGAAUUGGAAACUUGUGUUAGGGAGAAAGCUGUUGAGUCGCUUUGUAGAGUUGGUUCUCAGAUGAAGGAGAGUGACUUGGUUGAUCAUUUCAUACCGUUAGUUAAGCGACUCGCGGCUGGUGAGUGGUUUACAGCAAGAGUAUCAGCUUGUGGGGUUUUUCAUAUUGCAUACCCAAGCGCGCCGGAUAUGUUGAAGACUGAGUUAAGAUCAUUAUAUACUCAGCUUUGUCAGGAUGAUAUGCCAAUAGUGCGGAGAGCUGCAGCAACCAAUCUGGGGAAAUUUGCUGCUACGAUUGAAUCAGCGCAUUUGAAGACUGACAUUAUGUCCAUGUUUGAUGAUCUUACUCAAGAUGAUCAAGAUUCUGUUAGAUUGUUGGCCGUUGAGGGUUGUGCUGCUCUUGGGAAAUUGUUGGAGCCCCAGGACUGUGUCCAACACAUUCUUCCCGUGAUUGUUAAUUUCUCGCAGGAUAAGUCUUGGCGUGUGCGCUAUAUGGUUGCAAAUCAACUCUACGAGCUUUGUGAAGCUGUGGGACCUGAGCCUACUAGGACGGAGCUGGUGCCUGCAUAUGUGCGUCUACUUCGUGACAAUGAGGCUGAAGUACGCAUAGCAGCUGCCGGAAAAGUCACAAAGUUUUGUCGGAUUCUAAACCCUGAAAUUGCUAUCCAGCACAUUCUCCCCUGUGUGAAGGAGCUAUCAUCAGACUCUUCUCAGCAUGUCAGAUCUGCAUUGGCCUCGGUUAUAAUGGGAAUGGCUCCAGUCUUGGGUAAGGAUGCAACAAUUGAACAUCUCCUUCCAAUCUUUCUUUCUCUAUUGAAAGAUGAGUUCCCAGAUGUACGCUUGAACAUUAUCAGCAAACUCGACCAAGUGAAUCAGGUUAUUGGGAUUGAUCUACUAUCACAAUCCUUGUUGCCAGCUAUUGUGGAACUUGCUGAAGAUAGACACUGGAGAGUACGACUUGCUAUAAUUGAGUAUAUCCCUUUGUUGGCUAGUCAGUUAGGUGUUGGCUUCUUUGACGAUAAGCUUGGUGCUCUUUGCAUGCAAUGGUUACAAGACAAGGUUCACUCAAUCCGCGAUGCUGCUGCUAACAAUCUCAAGCGGCUUGCUGAGGAAUUUGGUCCUGAAUGGGCAAUGCAACAUAUAGUUCCUCAGGUUCUUGAGAUGAUUAACAACCCUCACUAUCUUUACCGAAUGACCAUUUUGCGCGCGGUUUCUCUUCUUGCACCAGUAAUGGGCUCAGAGAUCACAUGCUCUAAGCUCUUACCUGUAGUAAUGGCUGCAUCUAAAGACAGGCAAGUUGUCACUGAAGUUCCAAACAUCAAAUUCAACGUCGCGAAAGUGCUUCAAUCCCUCAUUUCAAUAGUCGAUCAAUCGGUUGUGGAGAAGACGAUUCGUCCUGGGCUUGUGGAGCUAAGCGAGGAUCCAGAUGUUGAUGUCAGGUUUUUCGCGAACCAAGCCCUUCAAUCUAUUGACAAUGUGAUGAUGUCUAGCUAAAAACAUUAGAUCUUGUUUCUCUGCUUAAAUCUAUUUGUAACGUAGUAGUGGAUUCUUAUCUUCCGUUUUUAUUACACGCAAACUAAAGUGACUCGGUACGGUUUUUGUCCAUUGUCUUGCUGCUACUAAUGUGUUUAAACUCUAUGUUGAUAACUUCUCGUCUAGUUCAACAAACAUUUUUCGUAGAUCAUGUAUUUUUCUUCGUGCUGCGAAUUCUACUAAAUAGUAAAUACUGUUUUAGUUU
Molecule: messenger RNA, 2125 nt
Organism: Arabidopsis arenosa
Lineage: Eukaryota; Viridiplantae; Streptophyta; Magnoliopsida; Brassicales; Brassicaceae
Source: the annotation of a GenBank genome assembly